AAAGAAAAAUGAAGAAAUGGUAGAUGAAUGCAUAUACCACGAUUGACAGGUAAUCUUGAUUCUGUCUGUCUUUGCUGGGCACUCCAACUCUAAGUGCGCCAUUAGAUUAUACACUCCAAUCUCCAUUUUCUAAAGCAACGCAUAUUACUUCCAUCUCCAUUUUCUUCUCUUCACACACAAUUAUUCCUUCUCCUUUACCCACAACAUUCAACGACAACAAUUUUCUAAUUGGUCGUUGAAACCUCUGUAAAGCUGUUAAAUUUUUUAAUUUAACAUAGCGGGCUUAUUAUGCAGUGCACAGAACGGGAUAAGGUGUUUUCUAAUGGUGAUGUAUAUUGUGGGAAUACUGUGGGCAUGGUUCCCCAUGGAAAGGGAAAAUAUAAAUGGUCAAAUGGGACCAUUUACGAAGGUGAUUGGGAUGAAGGGAAAAUGACAGGGAAAGGGCAAAUGAUAUGGUCUUCCGGAGCAGUAUACGAGGGCGAUUUUUCUGGGGGUUAUCUUCAUGGACAGGGAGCUUUUACUGCUUCUGAUGGUUCUACUUAUGAUGGGGCUUGGCGGAUGAAUACGAAGCAUGGAUUUGGAAGGAAGAAAUACUCCAACUCUGAUUUUUACGAGGGUUCAUGGAAAGAAGGUCUUCGUGAAGGAAGUGGAAAGUAUAAUUGGAGUUCAGGAAAUACAUACGUUGGUACUUGGAAAUCUGGAAUGAUGUGUGGAAAAGGACUUUUGAAGUGGGCUAAUGGUGAUAUAUUUUAUGGUUCGUGGUUAGAUGGGUUACGGGAUGGAUCGGGUUUCUAUCGCUUUGCUGAUGGAGGCUGUUAUUGUGGAACUUGGAGCAGGGGUUUAAAAGAUGGUAGAGGAACAUUUUAUCCUGCUGGAAGUAAACAUGUAUCUCUAAAGAAGUGGUUCAAAUCUGAAGGUUAUGAUGGAAACUUGAGAGAUGAGCUUUCUCGUAGUUCUUCCAUGAGAUUAGAAACAAGUGUGACUUCAGGACCAAAUAUGAAACGAUGCAUCUCUGAAAACGUAGCUGGUGGUAACUUAACUAGAAGUUCAAGUCAAAUUUCACCGAGGGCUUCUUUUGACGGAGACUGCAUACUUGAUGACAUUGCAAGAGAUCUAUCAUUGAAAGACAAAUCUUGCAAAUUGGUCAAUACCUCUAGUGAUGAUCUGUUUGAUGGGCAAGAGGAAAAUGAUGUAGUUUUUGAGAGAGAAUAUAUGCAGGGUGUCUUGAUUAGAGAACGUGUAAAGAAAAAUGAUGGAAAAUCUUCCAAGGUGAAGUCUCACAGUAAAUUUUCUAUCAAACCAAAAAGUCGUUCUUGCUUCACAACUUCCAGAGUCAACCAGAGCCACUAUUUUAUGCUUAACCUACAGCUUGGUAUCAGGUACACAGUUGGCAAGAUAACACCAGUUCCUGCUCGCGAAGUUAGGUACACGGAUUUUGCCAAACAAGCGAGAAUUAAAAUGUUCUUUCCUAAAAAGGGUUCUCAACUUACACCUCCACAUUAUUCGCUAGAUUUUUACUGGAAGGAUUAUUGCCCUAUGGUAUUCAGGAAUUUGAGAGAGAUGUUUAAGUUAAAUGCUGCAGAUUACAUGAUGUCCAUCUGUGGUGAUGAUGGUUUAAGAGAGAUUUGCUCUCCAGGAAAGAGUGGCAGCAUGUUUUAUCUGUCACACGAUGAUAGAUUUGUGAUCAAAACAUUGCGUAAAUCUGAGUUGAAGGUUUUCCUCCAAAUGCUUCCUAGCUACUAUAAUCAUGUGCAAUUGUACGAGAACACUCUGAUCACAAAAUUUUUUGGGCUGCAUCGCAUAAAACUGAAAUGUGGCAGAAAGGUAAGGUUUGUGGUUAUGGGCAAUAUGUUCUACACUGAAUUACGAAUUCAUCAGCGUUAUGACUUGAAGGGGUCUUCUUAUGGAAGAUAUACGAGCAAAGAAAAGAUCAAUCAAAAUGCCACCUUGAAAGAUCUUGACCUCUCUUAUGAAUUUUAUAUGGAUAGAUCUUUGCGUGAUGCCCUAUUUAAACAAAUAGAGUUAGAUUGCAGUUUUCUGCAAUCUCAACAUAUAAUUGACUAUAGUCUUCUGCUGGGUUUGCAUUUUCGAGCUCCCGAGCAUCUGAAAUCUCUCAUGGAAUUACCAGACCCAUCCUAUGACACUGAGGAUAAACUUGCUGCCAAUGGUGUGACUUCAUUAGGGGGGCUGUCGGUUCCUCCGACAGGUCUGAUGUUGGUAACACAUGAGCCAGGUUCAGUGAGCACUGCUCCCGGUCCUCAUAUUAGAGGAAGUACAUUGAGGGCAUACUCUGUAGGUGAUAAGGAAGUUGAUCUCCUCCUCCCUGGAACUGGAAGGCUGAGGGUGCAAUUAGGUGUAAACAUGCCCGCUCUAGCAAACCGAAAAAUCCAACAAAGUGAGACUAAAAAUGAGACGGAUUCAAUGGAAGUUGAACUAUUUGAGGUUUUUGAUGUCGUUCUUUACCUUGGCAUAAUUGAUAUAUUGCAAGAUUACAACUUGAAAAAGAAAAUCGAGCAUACAAGCAAAUCUUUGCUUUUAGACCCUGUGACAAUCUCCGUUGUUGAACCUAACUUCUAUGCAAGACGUUUUAUUAGUUUCCUCGAAAAAGUUUUUCCUGUUCCCCCUUAAAAUUGAACGGCCCUUACAAGUUACGUAUCCUUGUACAACUCCACUCUGGCUGAUUCUUUCGAUUUCCGCCAAAUUGCCUUGAAACGGCAAGAAUAAAGAAGUGCAUAGAUAUUGUAAGUCGGAACAGAUCAUCAGUCUUCCUCAUUUUCGGCGAUCUUUCAUCCUGAAGAAACAGACUUUUUGAGGAGCAAGAUUAAUGAUAGAGUUUUCUGUAUGUUUUUAAUGCUGUAAAUUUAUAGUUGUGCAGUUCAGUCUUAUAACUCUAUAAUUCCUCGUAAAUUUUACUAAACGAUCUGCCGAAUUGGUGGCAUUUUGUUGAUAUGGUGUAUAAUAUACACAAUGUAAAUGGUUACCCUGUAAAUUUUUUGUCAUGUUUGAAGGGUUCCAAUUAGAGAUGGUAAUGGAUUCUGGACCA
Messenger RNA from Amaranthus tricolor (Joseph's coat), 3043 nucleotides. RefSeq names its product phosphatidylinositol 4-phosphate 5-kinase 7-like. The coding region runs from base 289 to 2628 and encodes 779 amino acids. NCBI's taxonomy places the organism in Eukaryota, Viridiplantae, Streptophyta, Magnoliopsida, Caryophyllales, Amaranthaceae. Gene Ontology annotation, molecular function: ATP binding; 1-phosphatidylinositol-4-phosphate 5-kinase activity. The record is from RefSeq and is a predicted model, not a curated record. The transcript has 10 exons. Gene Ontology annotation, biological process: phosphatidylinositol metabolic process.